Aplosporella prunicola CBS 121167 is the source of this 1480-nucleotide messenger RNA. RefSeq lists its product as uncharacterized. Bases 49 to 1398 code for a protein of 449 amino acids. The record is from RefSeq and is a predicted model, not a curated record. The transcript has 2 exons. NCBI's taxonomy places the organism in Eukaryota, Fungi, Ascomycota, Dothideomycetes, Botryosphaeriales, Aplosporellaceae.
CUUGGUCGCCGACUUGACUGUGUUUCCGACAAAGCCAGGGACUCGACCAUGCCCUCGGAGAAUUACACAGACGACCAUGUGGCGGAGCUGCUGAAAAAGGAUGCGAAAGCGAGCUCCGCGAGGUAUGCGGCGGUAGGGCUUCAGGCUUAUUUGCCCAAGAGACCUACCGGUGCAGCUCCGAAGCCAAACACCCGCUUUCUCAGAAACAUUCUCCGCGAGACCGAUACCCAUAAUCAGGCACUGCUGGCCAAGGAAGCGGAGGAGUCAAGAGCUAGACUUAAAGCGUUGCGGGACAAACGCAGAGAGUACGGCGUUGAGGGCGAGCAGUCACGGUCCAAAGACGGCCAUGGCGCUGUGGAGCACCGUCACAGAGACAGAGACGAGCGACCGGCGAAGCGACGCCGGACGGACGACGGUGACGCGUACUCCGACGGUGAUCACACAAGACGACACGACGAUGGGCACAGAUCCCGACGGUCAAGGCGCGAUAGGUCGGAGGACCGAAGCGAGCGGAAAGAGAAACGCAGUCGUCGCGAGUACGGCAGUGACGACGAUCGUGAGGACUAUCGGUCACGGCAUUCCAGUCACCGGCAUAGAAGUCACAGACAUCGAGACAGGGGCGAAUCAGAAGAUCGCAGCAGGGACAGACGACACGCUUCGAGCCGCAAACACAGGCAUAGGUCUCGCUCGCCAGAUGAGAGUCCAGAGCGACGCCAUACGUCGAGCCGCAAGCAUCGUGAUAGGAGUCUGUCAGAGGAUGGAGACAGAGACCGCCAUGGUUCACGCCACAGGCAUCGGCGCCGGAGAUCUCCCUCCUCUGGCAGGUCACGCAGCGUGUCCAAGGAUCGCCGCAGAUCUCGUCGUGAGAAGCAGUCGCCAUCUGCAUCAACCGCUGAUGCCGGAAACAGCAAAGACGGCAGCCGCAAAGGUAUGACAACGAAGAGAGACCCGCCAAGGCGUAGGUCGCUAUCACCCGCCUCGGAUUCGGACCCUCUGGAAGCAAUCAUCGGGCCAGCUCCACCUCCACCAGCGCCCAAGGUCCGAGGCCGCGGCCGCGGUGCCUUUACAUCUUCAUCUGCCAUGGAUGCGCACUUCGCCGACAACUACGAUCCGUCGCAGGACAUCCAUCCCGGUUCCGACGUGGAAGACGACUGGGACCAGGCGCUUGAAGCUCUGCGCGAUCGCCAGCGCUGGAAGCAGCAGGGCGCGGAAAGGCUAAAGGCAGCCGGCUUCACGGAAGAGGAAGUGAAGCGUUGGGAGAAGGGUGGAGAGAAGACCGAAGAAGACGUGCGUUGGAGGAAGAAGGGCGAGGGCAGGGAGUGGGAUAGAGGCAAGGUCGUGGAUGCGGACGGACAUGUGGACGUCGGCGCUGACUGGGGCAGGCUGAAGGGCACUUGACAGGCAGUGCUGUUAAGCGUAUGUAGUAAUAAUUCAUGGCAAGCAAUGUUAUUGCUCGAAGCUCUGGAUGUUUAUACCUAGC